Molecule: messenger RNA, 2883 nt
Organism: Neltuma alba
Lineage: Eukaryota; Viridiplantae; Streptophyta; Magnoliopsida; Fabales; Fabaceae
Product: CDP-diacylglycerol--serine O-phosphatidyltransferase 1
Exons: 12
Coding region: 1254-2534 (426 amino acids)
Biological process (GO): phosphatidylserine biosynthetic process
Molecular function (GO): L-serine-phosphatidylethanolamine phosphatidyltransferase activity
Source: RefSeq, a predicted model, not a curated record
UUUUUUCUGUCCCCUUCAACAACAAUGGACAAUUAAUUUUUCCAUUGGGUUCAAGCUUCAAUCUGUUUUUCUUUCUUACAUGCAAUGGCGUAGUGUUGAAUUAUGUAUUACUGUAAUGGGUUUCCUGAUUAGUGGCCUCGGAUGCGAGAUUUAGAUGCAUCAUGAUGCUAUGAUCGUAAAUUUAAUAUCUGUUUACAUUAAAUUUAUUUUGAAGGGUUCAAACUUUAUGAUUUGUAUAUGUUUGGAGUUCUUGUUGUAGUUAACCUUUUGUCAAGUGCUUGUUGAAAAGUUUAGUUUCAAGAAGGGGUCAAUUGCUCAGCCUGCUAUUCUGUGACAUGCAUGUGGCUGUUCUGUGUUCAAAUGCAGGAUUGUACUGUUCUGCUGUUGCUCAGACAUUAAAGCUGAAGUUGCAUAAUGUUAUAGAGUCCUUCAGUAUAUGGUAGAAUUUGUGAUGUACUGUUGGUCAAAUCUAUAGCGUUUCAUAUUAAGGUGUUUUCUUAGAUACUGCCAUAGGAUUGCAAUUUAAGGUUUGAUAUGUUGAAACUUGUUUAGCUUCCUGUAAUUGUCAUGUCUGGUUUUUAAUGUGGAACCCCAAGGUGGUUAAGUACACAGAAGUUGUUGGCCACUUGUUCAUGUGGGCGGAUCCUUGGGAUUACUUGUUUUGCAUUAAAUGAAAACUAGGUAAUGCCUUUUGUGCAGAAAUAAUGUUUUGAGUCCACUGCAAAAGAAAAGAAAGGGUUAGAAAAGGGGAAAUCUUAUAAUAAUAUUUUGUAAAAAUAUUCUUUUGAAUACAAAAUAUUCUUUUGAAACUCACUAUCAUUUUUACUUACAACUGUUGUACCUUAUGUUGACCGCAAUUGCGUUACACAUUUAUACUGCUUGCUAUCAUAGAACCAUCUUUAUUGACUUCUUUGGAGUUUUAUACAUCUUUUGUUCUUCUCUGAAUACCGUUCUCUUGUUGAUGGUUGCACAUGAUAUGUGACUGAGAUGCAAUUCUGCAUGGGACAUUGUUAAAAGUAUUAUUAUUCGUGCUCGCACCAGUCUUCCAUAGUUAGAUAUAGAUGGUUCCUUGAUUCACAUGGAGGAGAUUAUAUGUUUCAUGUCAUUUGUUGCUCUGUAUGCUUUGCAAGAGUGUUUUAUUAAGGAGCAUAGGUUACUGAUGUCCUUUGUCACAGCCUCACAAGAUCAGUGAAUGAUUUUACUUUUGCAGAUUUAACAGUAGCGAGAAAGUAGCUUCUCUUCAAUAGUAAAUUAUGGACACCAAGGGUCAUCAAAGAGUAAAGAGAAAUGACUAUCUUGUUAAACAAAAUGGUGGCUCUCAUCUGUCAGAUUUUGAAGAUGAAUUUGAUCCAUGGACUGCGUGGGCAUACAAGCCUCGCACAAUUACAUUGUUACUGAUUGGUGCCUGUUUUCUUAUUUGGGCAAGUGGAGCACUUGAUCCCGAAAGAGAUGCAUCAGGUGAUCUUGUAACUUCUGUUAAAAGGGGUGUAUGGGCAAUGAUUGCAGUUUUUCUUGCUUAUUGCCUGCUGCAAGCUCCCUCCACGGUUCUGAUCAGACCACAUCCUGCAAUUUGGCGCCUGGUCCAUGGCAUGGCUGUUGUUUACCUUGUCGCACUUACAUUUUUGCUUUUCCAGAAGCGUGAUGAUGCUAGACAAUUUAUGAAGUUUCUUCAUCCUGAUCUUGGUGUUGAGCUUCCUGAAAGGUCAUAUGGUGCUGAUUGUCGCAUAUACAUACCUGAAAACCCCACAAGCAGGUUUAAGAAUGUUUAUGAGACACUUUUUGAUGAGUUUGUUCUCGCUCAUAUCAUUGGAUGGUGGGGAAAGGCAAUAUUGAUACGUAAUCAACCCCUUUUGUGGGUGUUGUCGAUUGGAUUUGAGUUGAUGGAGUUUACCUUCCGCCAUAUGUUACCAAACUUCAACGAGUGCUGGUGGGACAGCAUUAUUCUCGACAUCUUGAUCUGCAAUUGGUUUGGUAUAUGGGCAGGAAUGCAUACUGUUAGAUACUUUGACGGGAAAACAUACAAGUGGGUUGGUCUAAGCCGCCAACCUAAUAUAAUAGGAAAAGUGAAAAGAACAUUAGGCCAAUUCACACCAGCACAGUGGGACAAGGAUGAGUGGCAUCCAUUGCUUGGUCCAUGGCGUUUUGUUCAAGUGCUUAGUCUCUGUAUUGUUUUUUUGACAGUGGAACUAAAUACAUUCUUUCUGAAGUUUUGUCUCUGGAUACCUCCACGGAACCCAGUUAUAAUUUAUAGGUUGAUUUUAUGGUGGUUAAUAGCAAUUCCAACCAUUCGUGAGUACAACACAUACCUUCAAGACAGGAAGCCAGUGAAGAAGGUUGGAGCAUUUUGUUGGCUGUCACUUGCUAUUUGCAUUGUGGAACUUUUGAUUUGCAUCAAGUUUGGACAUGGUUUGUAUCAUAAUUCAAUGCCUUUAUGGCUAGUUAUCUUCUGGUCAUCAGUUGGAGUAACUCUUGUUACAUCCUUGCUUGUUUGGUCUUGGCAACUGCAUCGGAAUCUAGGGAAGAAGCGGCGAUAACUUUACUGUUCAAAGUAGUGCAUCAAUUCUUUGAUUCCUUCCCGAUUUUGAUGGUCAUUCACAUUCACGAAUGACUUUCUACAUUAUAAUUGUAAAUGAUGAGUUUCCUAGGAUAGUGCUCCACAGUUUCUGAGCAAACAAAUAUUAGAAUUUCGGCUGGCAGAAAGAACUUCUGAUAUGAGAGGCAUCUGAACAGGUUUCUUUAAAUAAGUGAGUUUGGUCAAUUUCUUCCCUAUAAUGUCAAUUCAUUGGUUUCAGCUUUUUGAUAAAGGGAGAACUCUGGGCUUCUUUUUUUACUUGUACUGUGUGACUAGAAUUUGCAUGAUGCAAGGUUGGCCUUAUGUGUUUA